Molecule: messenger RNA, 1605 nt
Organism: Cucurbitaria berberidis CBS 394.84
Lineage: Eukaryota; Fungi; Ascomycota; Dothideomycetes; Pleosporales; Cucurbitariaceae
Exons: 2
Coding region: 1-1605 (534 amino acids)
Cellular component (GO): membrane
Source: RefSeq, a predicted model, not a curated record
AUGGUUCUACCUCUUAAGGACGACUGCGAUGAGUGUGUCCCGGAGUAUACGCUUCAUCGAAACGCGAUGGAAGUCGCUAUAUCAGCACUUCCAUUCCUCCUCACCUUCCUGAUUGUCGCCAUUGCAACGUCGCAGAAACUAUUUCCCAUCUUAUCAGGCCAUGCGGUUCGCAAGGCGCAUCACGAUGGCACAAAUCAACCUGGCUAUGCCACACGCGAGAGCCCUUCGGUUUUCAAGACACUACGGCCCACGGCGCGCUCCCUCGCAAGCAUCAUCUUUUCUACCAACUUUGCCCUAUCCGCCGUCCUAGUCGAGCUCAUCCUCUGCGAGAUAUCGAACACCGUGAACCGUGCGACGCGAAUAUUGGCUCUCAAGGUCACCCUUCCGUCGCUGCUGUUCCUCCUCGUCGUCGCAACGCCUGCCCUAGAGAUACAUUCGGUGAUAUCAGGAACCGGACUUAAUGUUGGUGGGGUGCCAAAAGGACGGCAGAGAGUAGCCUGGGCAUUGGAGUUUUGCGGGAUGGCGGUAUGGCUUGCAGGUUUCUGGUACCUUGGGAGAGGGAUGUUGGGCUCAUACCUGCAUGAGGAGUCGUAUCUGCACGAUCAUACUUUCAGCGAAGGGUGCCUAGAGAGGAUAGGCAUAAUUGGAAUCAGCCUGAUGGCGUCGUUAGCUGGCUUUGCGGCUAUCUCUUCGCUGUGGCAGACGUUUGGUGUCAAACAUCGCUUGGUUACGGAGUCUGACAUUGGGCGGAAGCAAGCUGGUAUACAAGCGACCAACGACAUGCUCUUGGCCAAAAACAGUCGCCUCCGCGCUGUCGAGCGUAAGCUUUUGGAUCAUCCGCAGCCAGGUUUCAUGGGCCGCGUAGUGGGCACAAUACGGGGCAACCCCGAUGUUCAAGAGCGAAACACGCUACAGCUUGAGAUCCAAGGUCUCGAGACGAUGCGUCAUACUCUCCAAAACUCCCUGACGGUCUUACAGAGCCGGCGACAGUCACAGCAACGCUCACACACUGCACACGGACGCCUGUUCAACAUGGUCUCGUAUGGCUUUGCGCUCUAUUGCGCCUACCGUAUCGCGGCUACGACGUUCACAACGCUCCGUCGUUUCUCCUCGCCAACCACCAGCUUUUCGAGUAGUGACCCGAUCAACAACUUCCUGGCCCUCCUAGCGAAACACUGGGACCCCACAAUCGACCGUGUAGCCUGGAGUCGUACGAUCUCGUUUCUUUUAUCUGGCGUCAUGCUCCUUCUCUCCUUCAACAGCGUCCUACAGACCUUCUACCUCUUCGCUCGCGUCGUUCCCGGUGUCUUAUACCACGCCCAAACCAAUUUCGCGUUGAUCAUCUCGCAGAUCGCGGCAACGUAUGUGAUUAGUUCGGCGUUGCUACUUAGGAGUAACCUACCGCCUGAGAUGAAGAGCAAGAUUGGCGAUGCCCUGGGGGCUCCAUUAGAACCAGGUUUCACAGAAAGGUGGUUUGAGGGCUGGUUUCUUACGGCUAGUGCAGCGACGAUGAUGGGGCUGUGGGUAGGAAAGAAACUGAAGGGAGGUGAGUGGGAUGACGAUGAAGAUGGGGAUGGUGAUAUUGAGAUGGGGAAGAGGAGUUGA